CUGUAUGACCUUAUGACUAUGGCUUUCAAAUACCAAGUGCUGCUGUGCCCUCGGCCCAAAGACAUUCUGCUGGUCACAUUCAAUCACCUGGACGCGAUCAAGGAUUUCGUACGUGAUUCUCCUGGCAUUCUGAACCAGGUGGACGAAACUUUCCGACAGCUCAUUGAAACGUACAGCUGCCUCUCUGCUGGUGAAUUUCAGCUCAUCAGGCAAACCCUCCUCAUUUUUUUUCAGGACAUGCACAUAAGGGUCUCUAUCUUUCUGAAGGAUAAAGUGCAAAACUCUAAUGGUCGCUUUGUGCUGCCAAUAUCAGGCCCUGUUCCUUGGGGUACAGAAGUUCCAGGACUCAUCAGGAUGUUUAAUCGCCAUGGAGAUGAAGUUAAAAGAACCGAGUUCACCACUGGUGGAAAUUAUGUUACGCCACAAAGGGAAGGAUCUUUUGAUCUUUAUGGAGACAGAGUCCUCAAACUUGGAACAAAUAUGUACAGUGUUAGUCGGCCAGUAGAGACACACAUGUCAGGAGCAUCCAAAAACUUGGCAUCCCAUGCAAAGGAGAAUAUAGCCCCUAACCCUCUUGCUAAAGAAGAACUGAACUUUUUGGCCAGGCUGCUGGGAGGUCUGGAGAUCAAGAAACCUGGUGACAGUGAGACCGGAUUCCGGCUGAAUUUGUUCACCACUGACGAAGAGGAGGAACAUGCUGCAUUGACUAGACCAGAGGAGUUGUCUUACAAGGUUAUCAACAUAGAAGCCACGCAGGUACGUACAGCGCGCUUCAGAUCUUUGAUUCUCAUCAUUCCUGCCUUGCUAAGAACAGAGUUUCACCCACAGUAG
This is a messenger RNA of Pelecanus crispus (Dalmatian pelican), 831 nucleotides long. The record is from RefSeq and is a predicted model, not a curated record. Lineage: Eukaryota; Metazoa; Chordata; Aves; Pelecaniformes; Pelecanidae.